UGGUAGGGUUAGGGUUAGAGUUAGGCGGGAACUUUCGAGCCAAACCGCCAUUUUCAAAGCUCAAGCUUCGUCGCUUUGACCUUUGAGAAGACAGGAGAGACUUGUCACAGCUUCAUAUUAUUUGAGCUGCAGGACGCUAUGGCAUCGACAGAGGAAAUGACGGACCCAACAAGCGAGGACAAGCGCAGAGAGGACUUGGUGAUUGACUAUGGUCAUGGCAAGGCUUCGGUGGAAAUUGGUCCACAUCAUACGUUGGCAGAUCUUCGGCAGUUGUUGCUGGAAGAAUUUGAUGAAGACAUGUUCCCUGGCGAUGAGAACGAGCAGUGGGCCUUUUGGAUCAAUGGAUUGCGCAUUGCGAGAAAGCAAGAAGCGCGAAAGAUGGCUUGGAGCUGCUUGAACCUGGAGCUAGCAUUGAGUCUUAGAAAGGUCAGCAAUAAGCGAACUUCAUCUGAAAAGGCUGCCGUGGAGAAUGAGCCAUCCAAGAGAAUCAAGAUGGAAGAAGAGCCGGCUUCUGCUGCUUGCAACACCAUUACUCCUGGACACGCCGACAAAGUGACAGUUCCAACAGUCGCUACUACUGUCAACAAUGACAAUGACGCUACAUCACAACUGACCUCGUCAUUGUUGAUGCCUUCCGAGGAUCAAGUCAAAAUGGAUAACAACAGCAAGCAGGAAAAUGGCAAGGAAAUGAUUGGCAAAGAUAUAUUGGUCGAUGAUACUUCGCAGUUGCAACCACAGACACUGGAUGGAAAAAUGGCCAAGGAAGACACGCCAGACAGCUCCAAUGCUCAAGCCAACGCAAACCCUUCUGUACACGACAAUGACAAUGACGGCGAUGCCACAAUGGAGAGCGACAACAAAGACAUCAACAAGCCCAUUCCUGGUAAAGAGGAAGUUGGCAAACAGCACGAUGAACCGGCAAAAAGCGAGGAGACAAUGAAUGAUGCAGCGGCCCAGUCCGAUGGCAAAAAGAGAAGCGAUGAGGCGACCCAAGUCCUAGACGGCGCUACAGGACUCAAUGAUGCCAUGGAAUUGGAGGACGCUUCCAGCACAGAACGGAGCGAAACGAAAAAGGCAACACCCAAAAGUGCCGACCAACACACUAGCAUUGAGGAACUACUAUCCGAUGAUGACGAUGACGACAAGAAAAUGCCCGCGUCCAAGGACGACGAAGAUGACAUUUUGGUUGAAGUAACCAAGGCCGUAGUCAACCCACACGCUGAAGCUGAUGCCGCCAUGGAGAAAGCCCGACUUGUUCUAAAUGGAAUUGAAGGUAUCUUGGAAGAGACCAAGGAUCAUGAGCUCUUUUGCGCUCACCACCGCCGAGAGGAAUGGAGCAGCGAGCUCAAGGACCUCCGGAAAUCGGAUCGGCCCCGAACCAUUAUUGGAGUGCUUGGGAAUACAGGAGUAGGCAAAUCCUCCCUGUUAAAUGCGCUAUUGGAUGAAGCUGCUGUUCUGCCUACAUCCGGUAGUCGCGGGUGCACUGCUGCCGUUGUGGAACUGGUGUUCAAUUCUGCGCUCUUGGAAUCAUCACAAGCAACGAACCAGCAAGAGGAACCGUCACAACCAAAGGAAGUAGCAGUCUAUCGCGGGGAGGUCGAGUUCAUGAGACUGGAUGACUGGACCAAGGAGCUGAAGCUUCUAGUGGAUGAAUGCAGCACUCAAGAGAAGCAAAUAUAUGCAAGAGUUCCAGACGAAACCGCGCAACCUGAUGCUGCAGCAGCCUGGGCCAAGAUUGAUCAGGUGUACGGCAAAGGUACUAUGCAAGGCUACUUGACUCAGUCGACUGCCUAUGUCUUCAAUCGUCUCUCCAGCAACAAUAGAGUGAGGCAGCUACUUACGCCCAGUGCCCCUGGAGAGCCCUACAAUGUAAUCCCGGUGGAGGAAGGAAAAGUCAUCGCGGGAUCCGACAAGGCAAAGGCGUUUGCCAUGUCCUAUGCUCAGCUUAGCACCCGAGAUCGCCGCACGCUCAAGCGAUAUGCUGAUAGCUUUCGAAAGAGCAUCAAUGAUUAUGUGUACCGCAAAGGCAACGGCAAUCUCCCACAAACUUGGCCACUCAUUCGAAAAGUCGUAUUGUACGGACCUUGGGAAGUGCUGUCCACUGGAGCCUGCUUGGUGGAUUUGCCAGGGGUUCGAGAUGCAAAUGCAGCUCGGGCCAAGGUUUCAGAAACCUAUCUUCAGAACUGUUCCAACAUUUGCAUUGUGGCCCCAAUCAAGAGGGCCGUGGAUGAUGGGACCGCCAAGGAGCUUAUGGGAGAGCAAUUCAAACGACGGGUUCUCAUGGAUGGGCAAUAUGGCAAUCUCUUUUUCAUUUGCACUCAAACAGAUGACAUUGAAGCAACUGAAACAAUGCGAGACCAUGCUGAUGUGGCAAAACAAGUCGCCGGCCGUUGGGAGAAAAUGCAGCAACUUCUGAAAGAUAUCCAAACCAUUGAGACAGAGCAACACGACAGGCUACAGGAAGAGGAGGAAUUGAAGGCAAACAUUGAUGAUGCCGUUCAACUUGUCAAAGUAGCCAAGGUUGAGUUGAAGGAGUUCGUUGAGGACUCGAAGGAAUCCGGCGAAUGUGACGAGGAAGAACGAGAAGGUCUGAAAUAUGCUCUAUGUGAUGCCAAGUCCAAACGAGCCGACAAUGAAGCAAAGUUAAAGCAAUGGCGAGACGACAACUCGGAACCACUCUUGAUGUCCAAGCGACGCUGUGAGAAGCUUCAGCGACAGCUCAAGACAUUCUGUGCAAACGUACGGAACGAAUACAGUCGGGCUUGUCUGCAAGAAGACUUCAAGAAUGGUUUGAAGGACCUCCUCCGCAAUGAAGAUGGUGAUGACACCAAUGCUGCAUCCACUCGUACAGCACUGCCGGAAGACUAUGAGCUCGAUGUCUUCGCCAUUUCAUCCAAUGAUUACAUGAAAAUUUUAAAGAUCAAACCGCAAAGUGAUGGGCCUCCCAACACUUUCAGCAAUCCUGUCGACACCCAAAUUCCUCUGCUUCGCAACUUUGUUCACGAAACAACCAGCAAGGGAUGCAAAACAUUCGCCCGCGACUAUGUCUCUACGGUGGGCGAUCUACUGGACCGAGUCAAACUUCUAGCAACCGACUCCAAAGACGCUCCAACGGGAAGAAGGGCCUACCGGCUGCAGAAAACAUUUGAAACGGAGAUGAAGAAGAUCGAGUCCAAGAUUGAAUCUAUAUCCACUACGUUUCAGCGCCAGCUUCAGAGCAAGAUCGAAACAAGUCUCCUCCCGUCCUUGUCAGCUGGUGCUGAAAGGGGAAGCACAGCAGCCAUGGCAACUGUAACUUCCUGGGGCUGCAAAAACCGUCGCAGCAAGAACGAACGCCGACCAGACAAGAAUGGGCUGCACCAUUCGACGUACAAUGCAGUGGUUCGUCGGGAUGGAGAGUAUGUUUCUCCGUCUGCAGGAGAGGUCAACAUGAAUGCGGAGCUCUAUGAACCUAUGGAAAAGGCAUUUGCGGGCAACUGGCAAAGUGUCAUGGAUGCCAGCACACGCAAUCUGCUUGCUGUAGCCAGAGCGGAAGUCGUCAAGGUUUGCGAGACUCUAAAAGGGGACCUUUUGAUUGCUCUCAGCGAUGCUGGUCUGGAGCAGGCAAGGCUUACCACCAUGAUGACGGCCGCUGUUCGCGGUAGCACGACUGCACUCAAUGCUGCCUUUGCAUUGAUGAACAAUACUGCCACAACGCUCCAGCGAGAGCUCACUCGUGGGGUUCUGCCACAGAUCAAGGAGAAGAUGAUGGGCAGCUACGAGGCAACAAGAAGCGUACCAGGUGGAAGUGGCAAGUUCAAUCGCAUGAAAGGGGCAAUGGACACGACGUCACGCAAGACCUUUGCUUCGCUAUUCUCUGAGACAUUGGGAUCUAUGAAACGGGCAAUUGCUUCCAUGGUGCAAGAGAUUGGCGCGUUUUUGGCCAAUGCAUCGUCCGUUAUCAACAAGAGCUAUAGUAGUGUGUUUAGUAUCUGCUGGGACGAUGCUUCAGGAGCUGCCAAGCAAGCUACGGAUCCAGCUUUGCAAAGAAAGACGAGAGACUGUCGCGACAGAUUUCUGCCCGAGCUUCACCGACUCUUGGAGGUCCAGAAGGAAUCAAGUGCGCUCAUGGGAAUCCAACGCGAGGAAAUGGACUUGGAAGUCAUGGAAGUCGAGAGUCUUGAUGCCAAGAUCAAGAAACGAGAGGAGGCAGCCAAGAAGAGUGGCGAUGCCUUCGACCUAUGCGAUUCCGAUGCAGAAGUGGAUGUUGUUCCACUCCAGAAAGUGAAAGCAGAGCCCGGCACUGAAGGGAAUGCGAAUGCAUUAGCGCGCGCAGCUCGAGCAGCUUCCAAGUACGAAGGCACGAGCAACGAUGCCAUUGAUCUCUGUGGUUCCGACGACGAAGAUGACUGGUUGCCUCCGCCAAAGCCUAGGACGACAACAAGUAGGAUCAAGUCUGAUCCUGACGAAAGUGAUGAAAGAGGAGUGGGGAACUUCUUCAGGCAGGUCGGGCGGCUCUAACGCAGCAAUUGUUCACUCUGGGGUGAUCUGCUGGUUCGAAGGGACCAUCGUAGCUCAGGAGCACCCCCACCAUACAUUCACUUUGUGGUGGCAUCGUGAGGGCGGCAGAGAUCAGUAUCAAUAAACUGGAAAACCAAGACUCGCAGGUGUAAUUGAAUGUUUGUUCCUAAAGAACCCAUAGAUCCUGUAGCUUGGUUACUAAAAACUGUAACGGCAAAGUGCAGUUCCACUGUAGGAACGCUCCAUUGUUCCUCGACUCGGGCUCUAGCUAGCUAGGUUCGAAGGACUGGCAGCAGCAGCAGCAGCCAUCGCAAGUACAGUAGUAUUGCCGAAACAAGAGUCGAAGAGCUUGGCUGAACGAACGGUGCGCUGCGCUGCGCUUGCUUGUUCUCCAUGGUUUCAGGGUACAAAGCUAGACAUGAGCCACGACGGAGGCUUCUGGUCCCAAGGAUAUGCUGCAACGCCAUACCGGUACCGGUCGUAGCUGGCUACCGGUACCAGGUACUGCUAGCAGCAGGUGGUCUACUAGUAGGGCAGACCCAAAAGAAUAAUAAGAUACCGUCAUCUCCGGUUCAAGUUGGUCGAAAAGCUGUCCACAAACUAAACCUCUCCCGAGUAUCUCUGAAGGGUCGGGAGUUAAUGCACGCGAGGGCAACAAGGCUUUCCGCAAAAGAACGGACCCAACUAAAAUAAUAUUGUGAUAAUAAGCGAUGAAUUGGACCUCUCUCGCCUAUUGAAUUGUUCUGUCUGAGUUGCAUAGUCUGCCGGUAGUCUACGUGUAAUGUAGUAUUCACGCAAUUCCGAGGUGCAACAAAUAAGUACAUUUGACCAAGAUGGCGUCCAGCUGGAGAGGCAACGAGCCACACCGAGCUCAGUACUGUACAGGCGCCGCUACCUGCUGUCCAUGCAUUCCGUAUGAUACGGUAGUAUCCCGCCUUGUCAUCUACGAGUGUACCGGUACAGUACCAAUAG
Molecule: messenger RNA, 5472 nt
Organism: Seminavis robusta
Lineage: Eukaryota; Bacillariophyta; Bacillariophyceae; Naviculales; Naviculaceae
Source: the annotation of a GenBank genome assembly